Molecule: messenger RNA, 2211 nt
Organism: Drosophila biarmipes
Lineage: Eukaryota; Metazoa; Arthropoda; Insecta; Diptera; Drosophilidae
Gene: Sr-CI
Exons: 4
Coding region: 59-2077 (672 amino acids)
Biological process (GO): nervous system development
Cellular component (GO): membrane
Source: RefSeq, a predicted model, not a curated record
CAGUAUUUUUUCAGCACUCGAAGUUACACGUCCAGCAAGUGCAGCAGGCUCCCUGGCAAUGGAAUGGUUCUGGGUUCUGGCAGUGCUCUUGAUACACAGUACAGAUCUAACAAGUGGACGCUGUGAAAGAUCUAUAGAGUUAAAACACGGCUCCGUGACUUAUAGAGGGCGGAGUUAUGUGAGAUUCAGGUGUGAGCGCGGUUAUACGCUGCAAGGAUCCAUGAUGAAAACCUGUGAUCGGAGUGGUCGUCUUCGUGGCGAAAAGCCCUUUUGUGCCAGAAGAGGAUGCAGUGACCCCGGGACUCCUGAGAACGGACACAUCGAAAAGACCUCUCUGAGGGCGGAAAUCAUGUGCCUCGAGGGCUACGUGCUGGUUGGCAGUCGCACAGCCUUCUGCGACGGAGAGAGCUGGACCACCGAGUUGGGAUUCUGCCGGAGGAGCAACCACACAAACGGCCACUACUGCGACUUCGAGAGCGAGGAUCAGUGCGGCUGGGAGGCAGAGGCGAACUUCCGGCAACCCUGGAGGCGGGUCAGCGCGUUGACCGAACUCCACUCCAUAAAUACGGGUCCCCACGAAGAUUUCACCUCCCGCAGAUCAACCUUCACCUCGGCCGGCGGGCACUUCAUGCUCAUGGAGACCCAGAUGGGCGCCUUUGGAACCUACCAUCUGAUAUCGCCGAUCUAUCCCAGGGAGCUCAGCCUGAAGACCGCCUGCUGCUUCCAGUUCCAUUACUUUAUGUUCGGGCGGGGCGUGGAUAGUCUGGUGGUGUCCGUAAAACCCGUCUCGAUGACCGUGAACGACAUGUGGAACAGGUUCAGGGCCAACUCAACGAAAUUCGAGAUGACUGGACCACAGGGAACCGAUUGGCUGGAGCACACUUUCAGUAUUGACGAAAUGCAGGAGGACUUUCAGGUGAUCUUCUCGGCCACGGAUGCGAGGUCCCAGUUCGGAGACAUUGCCAUCGAUGACGUGAGGCUGAUGACGGGAAGUGAUUGUGGCGUCAAUGAGUUUACGACCACCACCGAACCACCGCCACCAUCGAAGACCAGCGGCGAGGAGCGCUUUGCCAUUGACAUGCUGAAUUGCACGGGUCGAUGUGGAUCUCCGGAUCCCGGUUUCCAAAGUACUGCAAUCGGUAUCAUUAUCGGUUGUGCUUGUGACGAUGGAUGCUUGGCGGAGGAUACUUGUUGCCUUAACUAUAUGGAUGAGUGCCUUAAAGAGGGGGACACAACGCCCUAUGACGAUCUGAGCUCAGCAGCACCGCAAACAACACCUACCACUACUACAACUAGCACCAAAAGGCCAGACUCAACGACAGAGAGAACAACCACUUCAACAACGACAACGAAGAGGACUACCACGCCAACAACUACGACAACAACACCAAAGCCACGCACAACAGCAACGAGCACAACCACCACCACAACCACGAAAAGGCCGACAACGCGAAGAACGACAACAACAACGACGUCAACAACACCGAAAACAACACCAAAAACGACACCAAAAACAACACAAAAAACAACACCAAAAACAACACCAAAGAGUUCAACAACGCCAAAGACAACAGCCACAUCGCCUAGAAAAACAACCGCCAAGCAAGUACUUACAACCAAAAAAACCACAACGACACAGAAAACCACAACUACAACCCAGAAAUAUGAUAUGACAACCACCAGCAGAGCAACAACGUUAAGUACUUCGAAGACUCCAGCAAUCGGCACCCCCGAGAAGACGAAGAAGCGCAUCACGUGGAAGGUUGAUCCGCAGGAAAUCGCUGGCCACAUGGACUCGAGCGACAGUGCCCCGAAUCCAGCGCUAAUAGUGCUGUACCUGCUCGUCGGCCUAGUCCUAGUGAUAGUACUGGCCAACGUGGCUCAGCGCUGGGUAAUACCACUCAGCAGAGCGAGAUCCAGUGGCGAGAAGGCUGUGAGUUUCAAAAAGGCAUUCGAGAGUCUGGGAAGACAGCGGAGACGAAAUAGCAUAAACGAUCCACUGUGCGACACCGAUAACGAGGACGGCGAUUAUUUCGAGGAAACGGGCGUCGACAUACGCAAUAGGACCGACCUAUGAGGGCGUUCUAUCGCUUGGGGAGUGCCCAUCGCAUCGGAAAAAACCCUAUAUAAGUUACUUUCGUUUAUGCCUAUUGUGUAGGAAGUUAAGAAACAUAAAAGCGAGAUUAAAACAGAAAACGAAUUGUUAAAAUA